AUGGCCACCGCUCCCAAGACUGAUCAACGAGUGCUCAACGUCCUGAUCUACGCAGGACCGGGAGUAACACCCGAAUCACAACGCCAGUGCACCGAGUCACUUAAACGUCUGGUCGGGUCCAAGUAUGCUGUUGCAUAUAUCACCUCAAACAUCCUCAAGACCGAACCAUGGGCCUCAACCUGUGCCCUGUUGGUUUUUCCCGGUGGUGCUGACCUCCCCUUCUGUCGCGAGCUGAACGGCACCGGCAACCGUGCCAUUAUCGACUACGUCCGCAACGGAGGAGCUUACCUGGGCUUCUGUGCAGGAGGUUAUUAUGGCAGUGCCGUUUGCUGGUUCGGACUCGAGGACCCAGCCCAAGAUGUGAAGGGCCAGCGUGAGCUGGCUUUCUUCCCGGGCACCUGCGCUGGUCCUGCUUUCAAGGGGUUCGAGUACCACCGUGAAGUCGGCGCGAGGGCUGCCAAGCUCACGGUGAGAAAGGAAGCCUUCUCUGGUGCUCAGGCGCCUCCUGAUGUCUUCAAAUCCUACUACAAUGGAGGCGGUGUCUUCGUCGACGUCGAGAAAUUUGCAUCAAACGGGGUCGAAGUUCUUGCCGAAUACGCAGACGAUAUCGAUGUCAAGUCUGGCGAAAAACGGGCCGCAGUGGUAUUUUGCAAGGCUGGCCAUGGCAAAGCCAUACUUACUGGACCACACCCAGAAUUCGCCGGCGCGUCCUUGAAGCCACAAGCUAGUAUCCCCGGCUACGACAAGCUCAUUGAGGAAGUGACUGCGGACGAAACCGCACGGCUCGAAUUCCUUGCGGCGUGCCUCAACAAGCUGGGACUGUCGCUCCCUUCCAAGGAUGCAUGGAAUGAGAUUCACCGGCCAACCAACAAGCUGGAUAUCUACUGCCAAGAGGGCCACUUUGAAUCCUUUGUAAACCGCCUCAUGGGGCAAAAAACAUUUGCGGCGGUCGCAGCCGAUGGGAGCUACUGGCUCGAGGAUAGGUUUAAUCUGGAUGUUUUCCAUAUCGAGUGGACUAACGACGGCUCAUGGUCAACCAACUACGAGCCUCGACAGUUUGGCAAACCUAUUUACCGAGUCAAUGUCGUCUUUAACGUAGCAGGCUCGGGGGUGGACGAGUCACGGUUUGACUACGACCUCUACUUUGCCGCCAUGGAUGAAUAUCGAAUGCUUGAGUCGACCCGUACCAUUAAGACGGGCAAGAAUGCAUUGGGGACCUCACGUUGUCCUAAGCUGACCUGGGGCAACCACGUGAUGUAUGGGGAAACUGUCACAAGCACCAAUACUUUGCUCGCGAGCAACCCUCACCUCAUGGCCAGACUAGAGUCAGGCUUUACCUUUACCGCCACUCGUCAGGUGGCGGGCCGUGGCCGGGGCACCAACGUCUGGGUCUCUCCUCCCGGCUGCUUGAUAAUGUCAACGGUCAUCAACCACCCAGCGAGCGUCAUGGGCAUGCGCCCCUUAGCUUUCAUCAACUACCUGGCGGCGGUUGCUAUUGUCGAGGCGAUCAAGGGGUAUGAUUCCACGGAUAGCAUUUACCAAAAAUUGGACGUCAAGAUUAAAUGGCCCAACGACAUCUACGUGCGGGAUCCGAGCAAGCCUGACGAACCAGCCUACGUCAAGGUUGGCGGCAUCCUCGCCAACUGUUCGUAUAGUUCUCCCAACUACCAGAUCAUCGUCGGCAUUGGCAUCAACACAAACAACGCGGAACCCACGACCAGUCUCGAUGCUCUUCUUAAGUGGACUGCUAGCAAGCUAGGAGGUGAUAAGCCACCUCCGCAGCCGUUCCAUAUCGAACGCUUAGUAGCCCGGAUUGUCACUUGGCUCGAGAUCCUCUACGACCACUUCCUGAGUAAGGGAUUUUCCGACGAGCUAGAAGCCUUGUACUACAAACACUGGCUGCACACCAACCAGAUCGUUACCCUCCAAGACGAAGACGGCGUCAAGGCUCGUGUGCUGGGAAUCACCAAAGACCAGGGCCUCUUGGUAGCCGAGGAGGUUAUGGAGGACGGCAUCGAGCUGAACUCGUGGAAAGGAACAGGCACAAUGUUCCAGUUGCGGAGUGACGAGAACGGGUUCGACUACUGGAAGGGAUUGAUCAAGAAGAAGGUUUCCGCCCAAAGCACAGAGAUUUAUGAGAUGUCUCCUCCUGGCGAGAUGACCCCUCCUUCCAAGUCAUCUCAUGAGUCUCUUGCGGAUGAUCCCCGACCCUUCAAGAAACACAAGCUAGACUCACCUGAGAUGACAGCUACGCAGUUUCCCGACACACCCGCCAGUACUCCCGAGCGUGGUAGAACUCCCGAGACGGAACGCGUUCAGUCGGUGCCUACCAUCGUGGAGACUGCACCGGAUGGCACCAGCCGUGUUCCAUACCCCGGAUACUGGAGCGAUGGUUAA
Sordaria macrospora k-hell is the source of this 2397-nucleotide messenger RNA. RefSeq lists its product as uncharacterized. Gene Ontology annotation, cellular component: cytoplasm. The record is from RefSeq and is a predicted model, not a curated record. NCBI's taxonomy places the organism in Eukaryota, Fungi, Ascomycota, Sordariomycetes, Sordariales, Sordariaceae. Gene Ontology annotation, biological process: protein modification process. Gene Ontology annotation, molecular function: biotin--[biotin carboxyl-carrier protein] ligase activity.